CUGAGAGAGAGACAGACAGACAGACGGAGGGAGAGUGAGAGCUGCAAGCUCCCCGCCCCUGAGACCCCUGGGCCAGCCCACGGAAGGCUCCGCAGCAUGUGGGAACUCCGGUCCAUAGCCUUCUCCAGGGCAGUGCUCGCAGAGUUCCUGGCCACACUCCUCUUUGUCUUCUUUGGCCUCGGCUCAGCCCUCAACUGGCCACAGGCCUUGCCCUCUGUGCUGCAGAUCGCCAUGGCCUUUGGCCUGGCUAUUGGCACCCUGGUGCAGGCUCUGGGCCACGUCAGCGGGGCCCACAUCAACCCUGCUGUGACUGUGGCCUGCCUGGUGGGCUGCCACGUCUCCUUUCUCCGCGCUGUCUUCUACGUGGCUGCCCAGCUGCUGGGGGCUGUGGCCGGGGCCGCCCUGCUCCAUGAGAUCACACCACCAGAUAUCCGAGGGGACCUGGCUGUCAAUGCCCUCAGCAACAACUCAACAGCUGGCCAGGCGGUUACUGUGGAGCUUUUCCUGACACUGCAGCUUGUGCUCUGCAUCUUCGCCUCCACCGACGAGCGCCGUGGAGACAACGUGGGCACCCCUGCCCUCUCCAUCGGGUUCUCUGUGGCCCUGGGCCACCUCCUUGGGAUCCACUACACUGGCUGCUCCAUGAAUCCUGCCCGCUCCCUGGCUCCAGCUAUCGUCACCGGCAAGUUUGAUGACCACUGGGUCUUCUGGAUCGGACCCUUGGUCGGCGCCAUCGUGGCCUCGCUCCUCUACAACUACGUGCUGUUCCCGCCCGCCAAGAGCCUGUCGGAGCGCCUGGCGGUGCUGAAGGGGCUGGAGCCCGACGCCGACUGGGAGGAGCGCGAAGUGCGGCGGCGGCAGUCGGUGGAGCUGCACUCCCCGCAGAGCCUCCCGCGCGGCAGCAAGGCCUGAGCGCCCGGACGGGCUGGGGGAGCUCGCCCGCCCGCCCGCCACCCCGCCGGAGCCCCUCUCCCCAGGCUCGAAGCCGGCCCCCAGGGCACAGUAGCUGCUUCCAAGACGCGCCGAGCGGCCAGGGCCCCGGGCACCGCGGUGAGCCGGGCAGAUUCCCCUGGCCUGAGGCUGCGGGGCAGCAAGUAGUGGACCCUGAGGCGCCUGGCAGGGAGCUGGGGAGGGAGGGCGGAGCUAGAAGCCUCCUCCGAGAGCCUGCGCAAGUGUACUGGGGGGCUGGGGGACGGGAGCUGGAAAAGGUGCCCCAGGAUUUUUUGCGUGUGCGUCCCCCAAGUGCCUUUCUGUCCCCAAGUGCAGGGCUGUGCACACUCCUGAGUGUAAGCAGGUGUGCCUGCGCUGGCGCAAGUGUGCCCUGGCUGAUCACCUCUCACUCGUUUCUUGACCCCUCCCUCCCCACCUGCAAUAAAUCCGCGUCCUCUGCAGUGGAGGGGUCCUGUCCCCAGGAGCGCUAAGCGCGCUCCCAGGUAGAAGAGAAGAGGAGGGUGUGGAGGCCACUCUGAGAGGGCUGGAGGGAGGCACUGAUUUCCACUCCCGGCUCUGCCCCUUCAGGGAAGUUUCCCCAAGCUGCAGCACUGGCUCCUAAGAUUUGCCAGGAACCCUCGCUAGAGGUAGCGAGGUUUCAACCAGAAGACAGCUCCCCCCAGAAUUGGCCUGGGAUGGGAGCGGAGAGAGGGCAAUCGAGGCCAAGGACCUCCCUCCUGCCCUAAGAGAGGACCUCGCCCCAGAAAGAAGCAGGCAUAUGUGUGUAUGUGCAUAGCCAGCAGGUAUACCUGCGACCCCAUCUGGGAGGGGUGGGGGCGGGGGGAGCUCCAGACUGAGAGAUUAGCCUCCCACUGUGGCAGAGAAAACAAAAGGCCUUAGUGGGCCCCUGGCCUUUGUCUUGGGAGGAGGAAGAUUUGCAACUAGACACUUCUUGAAAGGAGACACUCAGUUUCGCAAGUGAGCCCUCUCACCCAGCACACACCUAUGGCUGGCUGGGCAAGGCACUCAGGCACGUAACCACAGGCACCAGGCAACAUGUCCCCAUCACCUAUCCCACUUCUGGCCCCUUCCCAGGAAGCAGCUCUUCUUCCUCUCUCUCCCUUCCACCUCCCCAGCCCUUCUGCCCCCUCCCUUCUGGCUCCCCCCAUAGGACCUUAUUGCGGAGAGAGCAGCCUAGCACUUUCUAGGCCAAAGAAGGGGAAAUGACUUGUCUAGGCAGAGACAGGUCUAUGUCUAGAGCCGGGUCUUCUAAAUUUCCAGGCCAGUGCGAUGUUUCUCAAAUGAGAUUAACUGGGAUUAAGUGAGAUCAUGCAUGUAAAGAUGCUGUGUGAACUGUAAGUCCUCAUACCAUUAUCACGCAUUAGUGGGAUCAUUUCGUUAUUUCUGUUCCUGGGGGUGGGGUGGGGUGGGGUGGGGUAGGGGGGAAGAAUGCAGAAGGGGCAUGACCUUUGGCCUCCUGUACCUCCUUUAGUUGGUGGUUAAAGCAAAGGCAGGCCCUGGGGCCCCAAGGUACCAGCAGGAGAUGGGUGUGGGGCUAGCCCCAUCCUGAUCCAGCCUCUUCACCAACCCCAACCCUGAGCCUGCCAUUGACUGUUCUCCCCUUGCCUCCCCUCCUCCCACCACCCAUGCCAGCCGUGCUCCCCUCCCUCUCCAGCUUGUUGCAUAGCUGACCUAAGGACCACACCGUGAGCCCCCUUCUCCGUGCUCUGAUGCCUUCAUGCUUUCAAGGCUUUUCUCUGUGUCUGUCCCACACUGCACAAGCAUCAUUGUGCACCAGAGCUUCCAGCCCCUUCGGGCCCUCCACUCCCUUCAGAGACAAACUGGAUAAGGAACACAUAUCUGUAAUCAUACCCACUGCCUCCUCUAAGCUCUUUUCUGUCUUCCUUGAGCAAACCUUCCUUCGGGUUAGAAAAAGCCUGCCCUCAGUCAUAGAUGCUAUGGAGAUGAUUCUCCCAAUCCUUGAACAGCUGAUGACAGUCACCUGGCCUUGUUCCUGGAGGAGGGGUCAAGUCAGAGUCCAAAGUAACCCCCAGGCUGUACUUCUGGCAGCUGAGUGUCCUUGCACUGGAAUUUCAAAGGCAGCAAGGUUCUGAGCUGUAAGCCAAGCCUUGACGUGUCUCAGGUAUUUCAUCCCCUCCUCACUUCUCCCCACCAGAUCCAUCUCAGCUCAGUCACUCAAUAGUUUCUGACUCUUUGCAACUCCUGGACUCUGACCCACGAGGCUCCUCUGUCCAUGGCAUUUUUCAGGCAAGAAUACUGGAGUGGGUUGUCAUUUCCUUCUCCACAGAUCCCUCCAGAAGUUGCCAAAAAUUUCUCCCUACAGCUGUUCCUCUUCCAAGACGACACUGUCCCCUGAACUAAAUGUGAGAGCCCCACUGCUUCCAGCCCCGAUUGCCCAGAUUGGGAUCACUGAGGUCAGAAGUCAAAGCAGGAUUCAAGUGAUGGGAUGGAGGGGAACUACACCUAUUAAGCAUGUUUGUGUCCCAGUUUCUGAGCCAGGUGGGGAGACAAUGACGAAGAACACAGGCUGGUUUCUGCCCUCAAAGAGCACCCAGUCUGGAGAAGGGCGGAGGCCACAUACCAAACCAGACAGAGGCAGGGCAGCAUGGAGGCAGAUGGACAGAACUUCAGGUCCCCAGCUGGAGAAUGAGGAGAUUCUGAGCUGAGGGGAGGAGGGGCUGGCCACUGGGCCUCAGCUGCCUCCACCUCUGCACUCCCACUUUGCUCCAGAUGACUUUGCCCCUGCGCGGGUUGCUUCAAUACUCUUUUGGGUCUUUAAGCUGCGAUUCUGUAUCUGGGCAGUGCCUCCCAGCUAGACGAUGAGCCCUUUGGGGGCAGGGCUCCUUUUGGUUCUCAGAUGGCACCCUCCUCUCUAUCUUCCCCCAUCCGUCUUGUGUCUCCCACAGUGCUCUGCACAUAGUAAACACUCAAUAAAUGCACACUUGUCAAUAAA
Molecule: messenger RNA, 3904 nt
Organism: Cervus elaphus (red deer)
Lineage: Eukaryota; Metazoa; Chordata; Mammalia; Artiodactyla; Cervidae
Gene: AQP2
Product: aquaporin 2
Exons: 4
Coding region: 97-912 (271 amino acids)
Biological process (GO): transmembrane transport
Cellular component (GO): apical plasma membrane; plasma membrane
Molecular function (GO): water channel activity
Source: RefSeq, a predicted model, not a curated record